AUGCUGAUCAAAGUAAAGACGUUGACUGGGAAAGAAAUUUCACUCGAUGUAGACGUGGAGGACAAGGUUUUCAGGAUUAAAGAGAGCGUCGAGGAGAAGGAGGGUAUCCCGCCUGCACAACAGAGGCUCAUCUUCUCAGGCAAGCAGAUGGCAGAUGAUAAAACUGUUAAAGAGGUAAACAUCGAACCAGGUGCAACGAUUCAUCUGGUACUGGCUUUGAGAGGUGGAUAA
Molecule: messenger RNA, 231 nt
Organism: Wallemia ichthyophaga EXF-994
Lineage: Eukaryota; Fungi; Basidiomycota; Wallemiomycetes; Wallemiales; Wallemiaceae
Product: Ubiquitin-like protein 1
Exons: 2
Coding region: 1-231 (76 amino acids)
Biological process (GO): modification-dependent protein catabolic process; regulation of proteolysis; protein neddylation
Cellular component (GO): cytoplasm; nucleus
Molecular function (GO): ubiquitin protein ligase binding; protein tag activity
Source: RefSeq, a predicted model, not a curated record